Messenger RNA from Dermacentor albipictus, 3292 nucleotides. RefSeq names its product alpha-tocopherol transfer protein-like. NCBI's taxonomy places the organism in Eukaryota, Metazoa, Arthropoda, Arachnida, Ixodida, Ixodidae. The record is from RefSeq and is a predicted model, not a curated record. Gene Ontology annotation, cellular component: membrane. Gene Ontology annotation, molecular function: phosphatidylinositol bisphosphate binding.
GGUGCUUCGGUGCAGUGUUGUGAUCGCGCGCUUACUUUACACAUCACGAGGCUUCGCUUACAGAAAUGACUGGGGUGUAUACGAAGAAAUCUGUGGAGGACGUGUUCGACACGUCACAAGAAGCGCUUCCGUUCAGACUUCAACAGAUCGCCGAAGAUGAGCUCGGAGAGACUCCCGCUCGGAGGAAGGAAUCUCUUGCGAAGCUUCUUCAGCUUUUAUCAGAGGAAGAGGGCCUGAACACACGGAAGGAUGCGCAGUUUCUUCUGAGGUUCCUGCGGGUGCGGAAGUACAACGUGGAGGCGGCCCUGCGCACAGUGAAAAACUAUUACAAGAUCCGAAACACCAGCGGGCCCGUGUUCCGUGACUUCCUGCCUUCAAAGGUGUCUCCAGCUACGAGAAAGCUCAUGAUGGUCAUGAAAGAGAAGGAUGCUCACGGACGACGAAUCUUCUUUUUCAAACCCGGUAUGUGGGUGCUCGAGGAAUCAUCCUACGUUGAUGUUCAUCGGGCUAUCAUGCUGUGCUUGGAGCACCUGGCUAAGGACCCGACGACACAAACGCUAGGCGUGGUGAUACUCUUUGACUAUGGUGGCUUUACAGCAGAAAAAGUGCUUGCCAUCAACGUGGGUUUGAUCAGGAGAGGCUUUGAGUACCUGCAGGAUUGUAUGCCAAUGCGACUCAAGGCCAUGCACAAUGUGAAGCAAGGCCUAGCGUUCGACACGUUCUUCGCGCUCAUCCGGCCUUUCUUGAAGGCGAAGCUUGCACAAAGGUUUAUCCUUUACGGAGAAAAGUUCGAGGAGCUCCACAAGGAAAUCCCGCCCAAGGUUCUUCCAGAGGAGUACGGUGGUCAUGCGCCGCCUGUCGACUUCGAUGGUUUCUGGAACGACCUGGAAGGUUAUGACGACGAGUACCGGGAGAACAACAGCUACGGCUACACAAAGACUACCAAAGAAGACUUUGUCACGGAGGCUGAGAUUGAAAGCCAGUUAACGUUUCUGUAAACAUCGUAAAAAGGCGCAAGCCCGUGAAAAAGAAGUAGCAACAUUCUUUAGAGAGGGAAAAUCGACAUCCAUCCGGUUUUAUACCACGAAGCUAGAAGGGAAACCCGUACGGAUUUCCCAGAAAGAAAGCUUCACAGUUGAAAAAAAAAUUGUGGGCUCGAUCCCAGAGCCAACGCCUUCGCGAGGCGAUCGCACUACCAUGUGAGCUGACCAGGAUGCUGACAGGUUGCAACGCGAUGCGGAAUCGACCGAUAACUCAAGGCACUGGAAUACUGAAUGUGCGAGAUACGUUGUGCGGAAGCCAGCAAGGUGGCCUCGCUCUGAGGUCUGCUAUAUCUGCUAGCCUCCUGGUUAGGUCAAAUGGUAGAGCGACCGGCGCGGAAAGGCGUUGGCCCCGGUUUGGAUCCCCGGACUAGAGUGAAUAUUUCUUCAAACUGCGAAGCUUUCUUUCUGCGAAACCCGUACGGAUUUUCUUUGUAGCUUCGUGCUAUAGAGUCGGGUUGAUGAAACUUUUUUUGUAUCGUGAAACUUGGUUCUACAAAGCGUAUUUCUACCAGACCUGGUGUGCCAACAAUAUCAUCUGCCUUUUUGAGAAACCGGCAUUCACUGCAGUGUAAUAGGUGAGCUUCGUGCUUUCGUGUGACAAUCGUGCACAGUGCGCAGAAAUUACGCCGGCGCAUGUCCCGCGCAAUGAAAGCAGUGGGCGCCAUAGCAUUUAGAAAGGCACUCGCAUUUCGAAAGGCACUUGCAUUCCGACUGCGCUGUCUAAAAUCAAGAAGGAGGCCGACAGAUGGAGUAGCACACUGUGGUAUAGAAGUUAUAUAGACAGGGAUGACGUGCCUCAGAAACGCUGGCCAACGUUUCGAUAUGUAGACCUAUCUUUGUCAAAUAGAAUCACUAGUCGUUCGAACAACCAGUCGAAAAGUAUUGUCACCAAAGUUGUAGCACCUGUUCACAAGACGCUUUUGUCGUACGCUCAGGGGCAUCAAGAAGUGCAUAUGGUGUCGAUAUCGCAUAGUGCAAAAGCACGCAUCUGCCGAAAUUCCACAUUUUGUAGGUUGUAGAAAUAAUUCUGUAAAAGAACAUGCGAAAGCGCUUACAGCACAGAUGCAAAUGAAGUGGCAGGCGACAAUGGGACAACCGACCUCCCAUCGUCUCUGAAUUACGUUCUCUGGCUUUCCCACAGUCACCCUCAUCUGUUCCGACACGUCGAGCAGCGCCUUGCGCGGAUUUCCUUUUUUUUUUCAGGACAAUGUUCGGUGCUUUGAACUUUUUUACUCUAGCACAUUGUAAAUAAUGCCUGCCGAUGACGCUCGACCAAUGCUGGCUCGUGUUUGUGUUGAGAUUUUGCAAUGGCGCUAUGUACAUGCUCGAGUGUCAUCUAGAGCAUAUGCUAGCAAAGCUGUAACCAACCACUUAUAAAUAUACCAGAAGAGGCUCUGCUUUCGUGUUUUCCCUCUGCUCACUGUAUGUCAAUGGCAGUUUUGUUGCAUUCUAUUUUUUAACAAAUAACUAGAAGCCUUAACUAAAAGCUUCGGAAGCACCAUGGCAGGUGCCAGCACAUUGCUACCAACUGUACACAAAACAUAUAUGCAUAUCGCGCGCUUACAUAGUUUACUGCGUACAUAUUAUCGUCAUCUACACUCCCUCUCUCUCCUUCCUCUUCUACCUUAACUAUACGUAGAAUACGUAGUAGGCCAGAAGCAAGGCUCCUCCGGCUGACCUCCCUACUUUUCCCACAUUAAAAAUAUUCUCUCUUUCUCUUCCCCUCGUAUACCGAAAUUUUGGGUCUUUACCUGUGCCUUAAGACGACGACGACAAUGACGAAGUCUCACACUGACAAACUGGCCUUCCGCACGUACAUUGGUAAUAGUAGAAGCCACGUGAGCAGCACGAAUGUUGUUCAAAUAGUGUCCAUUGCAAACACUCUUCUUUUCAAUGCACGGCAGUGUCAUAUAUGACAUCUUCAUGAAGAAGCUGCAGAUCACUGAACUUAUGUAACGUUGUUACGCUCCCGAAUAAACUAAAAAAAAAGAUCUAGGAACAACUCUUAAAUGGGCCUCGUGCGACGUGAACGACUUGGCAAAUAAAACGAUGUUAAACGUUAACAAACGCGUAGUUAUGGAGACAUAGACUACGUUUACUGCAGCAAAUCAGCCUACGAUGUAGUGGCAGUUCGACCGGUUCUCGCAAACUGACAUUGACUUAUAUAUAUAUAUAUAUAAGAGAGAGAGAUAGAAACGCUGCGAGGUUCACCAUGUUUCUGUAGACAUGUUACUUUAUUUACUACGGGA